AUGAAUAGAAAUGGAGGUGUUAUUCGGCACAUUAUGGAAAGAGCCGAAUUCACGGUUAUCGUAGAAAAAUAUCCAUCAGCAAACCUUAAUAGUGAACUCUUGAAAACGUUUUCAUUGCCUCGAAUAUAUCAUAUGAUAAUUCUAAUAAAGAGAGCAUACACUCUUCAUGAGGUUUUAAGCAAAAUGAGUCAAUACAAAUAUGCAUUCGAUGGAAAAUUUUUAAUCGCUAUCACUGAUAUAAAUCCUGACGUAUUGGCAACUGUACGGGAACUAAAAGAUAUUUGCUGGCGAUUUAGAAUAAUUAACGUAAAUUUCAUCACUCACAAUUCUAAAAGCGGUAUUGAUGUAUACAGUUACAAUCCAUUUUUAGGCGAAACAAUUUAUCCUACUGGCGAAUGUAAUAGCAGCAUGGCAUAUUUAAAAUAUAACAUGUUUUCAUCAAAAACGAAGAACUUUCACGGUCACCCGUUUCUAAUAGCAUCGCUCAAUUACACAUUUUUUAUGAAUUUGAAACCAGUAAAUACAAAGAAAAGAUACACAAUGUCUGGAAUGGAGGGAGAUAUACUUAGUUUAAUUUGUGAAAAACUAAAUUUAACAUGCAUAGUAGCUUAUACGCAACCGAACGAAACAAGAAAUGUCAGAUAUCAAAAUGGAUCGUAUACGUGGGGUCUAGGAAGUUUAGAAAGACGUGACGUCGACUGCUCAAUUGGCUAUAAUGAAUUAAUUACAUUGGCAAUAGAUUCAUUCGAAUUCACCAGAUCGCAUUACAUAGCAGCAUUAUCCUGGGUAGUGUCUGCGCGGGAUCUUGUCAGUUCUUGGGCCAGACUUUACUUAUCUAUAAGAGGUGAAGUUUGGUUGAUCUUGAUCAUAUUCAUAUCGAUAGGCUGCGCGAUAAUAACUGUUGUGAAAUAUUUACCUGGACCAUACUACGAUUUAGUCUUCGGCGAAGGAAACAAUUAUCCUUUAUUCCACUUGUAUGCUGCGCUUUUAGGGCAUCCUAUUCCAAUCUGGCCAACUUUUAUCACGCGCUACAUGGCGCUGGUUUGGAUAUUAACAACAUUCAUCUUCAGAAUGUCUUAUCAAGGUGCAUCCGUGAAAUUCCUGAUAGGAGAUACGAAAGAACCGAUACCUCAUUCUGAAGAAGAAAUGGUAGCUCAAGGAUAUAAGUAUGUAAUACACGAUAGCUAUAAGCAAGUUUUUGAAAGCAAAAAUCGGCUGAUUCAGCCCGCUUAUGUAAAUAGAAGCAUUGAUAUUUUCAAAAUGUUGCUAUCAUCAAAGCAUAAAUAUGUCAGUUAUAGAUUUAAAGAUAUUAUUCAAUUUUAUAACCAGCAGCAUUCUCGUGAAGGGUUUUUGGAAACAACAAUGGGCGACGUAGAAUAUUCGUCACUCGUCAUGUAUUUUGCUCCCGGAUCUUUUUUUCGAAAAGAAAUUGAUCGACAAAUCAAGUACAUAAGGCAAAGUGGAAUGAUACAAAAAUUAAGAAAUGCUUACAUCAGACCAUAUAGUUGGAGUUGCAACAAAUAUUCGGCUCCUGCCAGGGCUUUACAAAGAAAAGAAGUAAGAGUGGGAUUUGAAGUAUUGAUUUAUGGUAAUAUUGCAGCACUUGCAAUAUUUAUCACGGAACAUUUAUAUAAAUAUUUUAUUCGAAAUUAA
Molecule: messenger RNA, 1653 nt
Organism: Ctenocephalides felis (cat flea)
Lineage: Eukaryota; Metazoa; Arthropoda; Insecta; Siphonaptera; Pulicidae
Exons: 1
Coding region: 1-1653 (550 amino acids)
Source: RefSeq, a predicted model, not a curated record